This is a messenger RNA of Carassius carassius (crucian carp), 541 nucleotides long. Its product is annotated as monocyte chemotactic protein 1B-like. Gene Ontology annotation, biological process: inflammatory response; immune response; monocyte chemotaxis. The record is from RefSeq and is a predicted model, not a curated record. NCBI's taxonomy places the organism in Eukaryota, Metazoa, Chordata, Actinopteri, Cypriniformes, Cyprinidae. Gene Ontology annotation, cellular component: extracellular region. Gene Ontology annotation, molecular function: CCR chemokine receptor binding; chemokine activity. The coding region runs from base 49 to 348 and encodes 99 amino acids. The transcript is spliced from 3 exons.
UUCACCACAUGCGUUCACUCUCCCUGUCUCUCAUAUGCUGCCUUGAGAAUGAAGACCUUCAUGAAGAUUUCAUCACUGUUUCUGACGCUGUGCUGUGUUCUACAGCUUACCUCAGCUGGCACAAUGUCGGUUGACUUGGCAAACAGUAUCUGCUGCUUUAAUGAAACCAGUCCAAUACCUCUGAGACAGCUGCAGUCUUAUUUCUGGACAAGUAGUAUUUGCCCCCUCAAACACGUUGUGUUCGUAACAAUUAAGAAGAAACAAUUCUGUGCAAACCCUGAGAGUGCCUGGGUCAAGCGGGCCAUAAAGCACGUAGACAAGAAAAAGGCUUCAAAUUCAGCAAAAUGAAACUUGGAAGAUAUUGUCUGAUUAGAAUUUUAAGAGAAACAUUUCAGAGUGCUGUUAUUGGACAUUAUUCAAAUAUUAUUUCCCUUGCUGAAUAUUAUCUAAGUAUCUGCCAUUUACCAGCUAUUCAGCUUAGAUUAGUUUACCGUUUUAUUGGAUUUUGUGUCAAGUAGCAGUUUUUGUGCAAAUAGUAUUU